Capsicum annuum is the source of this 2018-nucleotide messenger RNA. Its product is annotated as homeobox protein knotted-1-like LET6. Gene Ontology annotation, cellular component: nucleus. The record is from RefSeq and is a predicted model, not a curated record. Gene Ontology annotation, molecular function: DNA binding; DNA-binding transcription factor activity, RNA polymerase II-specific. The transcript has 4 exons. Lineage: Eukaryota; Viridiplantae; Streptophyta; Magnoliopsida; Solanales; Solanaceae. The coding region runs from base 768 to 1826 and encodes 352 amino acids. Gene Ontology annotation, biological process: regulation of DNA-templated transcription.
UGAAAUAUUCGUAACUCACUCUGUCUGUUUUCCAAUAAGCAACACCAAAAAGUAACACCAAAACAAAAAAAAUAACACAUAAAAACACAGAAGAAACUACACUGCACCUCGAUUAGAUCAUCCCUCCCUCCUUGUAGAGUUGAGUAUCUCAAAUUUUACACUUUUUUUUUCAACUUUGUUUCUCUCUCUCUCUCUCACUAGGAGGGGAGGUGGAGUGGGAGGGAUAUUUUGCCAGUAAUGGCAGCGUUUCAGUGGCAGUGCAAGAAAAAAGGGGUAUGAGUUUUCAUUGGGAAGGUAAAAAUUUUGCACCCAAAUACAAGCCAACCCUUUAACACCUUCAUGUUUUUCUUAGGAACUCUCUUCUUCUUCUCCCCUUUUCACUCUUGCUAGAUAGAUUCUAUAGAGAGAGAAAAAAAGAACCCUAUUUCACUUAGACUUGGAGAGAGAAAAGAAAAAGGAAUAGGGGUAGCUGAGGGGUGGGGUGUAUUGCUUUUUCUGACUAUUAGUAUUGCUAACUAUGUAUUCCAUUAAGGAUUUGCUGUGAAAAAGCCUGAUAUCAGUAAGCAUAAAACUCGGGAGAUCAGUUUCCACUGCCUCUUAGCCUCCCCAAAAAGAGAGGGAAAACGAUUCAUCAUUACUACUUAUUAAACAGAGUAGUCUCUCUCUGUGUGUGUGUGAGAGAGAGGUUAUGGUGUUUUCAUAGGCAAAAACUAGAGGGAAGGAACUAAAUUAAAGACCCAAGAAGAAACAAACAAACUGAGAGAAUAAUGGAAGGGGGUUCUAAUGGAAAUAAUACAUCUUGUUUGAUGAUGAUGGGCUAUGGAGAUCAUGACACAAAUAACAACAACAACAGUGGAAGUGGAACACUGUGUACUCCUCCAAUGAUGAUGAUGAUGAUGCCUCCUCCUCCUACUUCUUUAACUAACAAUAACAAUGCCGAAACUAGCAACAACAACCACAAUAUCCUUAUUCUUCCUUUCAUGGACAACAAUAAUCCUCACGAAGAUCAUGGAAACAGCUCCUCUUCUUCUACUUCUUCCAUCAAGUCAAAGAUUAUGGCUCAUCCUCACUACCCCCGUCUCUUAGCUGCUUAUAUCAAUUGUCAAAAGAUAGGAGCUCCGCCGGAAGUGGUGGCAAGGCUAGAGGAACUAUGUGCCACGUCAACAGCAAUGGGCCGUACCAGUGGUGGUGGUGGAAUCGUCGGAGAAGAUCCCGCACUCGAUCAGUUCAUGGAAGCUUACUGUGAGAUGCUGACAAAAUAUGAACAAGAACUCUCAAAACCCUUUAAGGAAGCCAUGGUUUUUCUCUCAAGAAUUGAAUGCCAGUUCAAAGCUCUCACACUUGCAGCAAAUUCCUCUCAUGAAUCUGUUGCAGCUCUGGGUGAGGCAAUGGAUAGAAAUGGAUCAUCUGAUGAGGAGGUUGACGUGAAUAAUGGUUUCGUAGACCCUCAGGCCGAAGAUAGAGAACUCAAAGGUCAGCUGCUUCGCAAAUACAGUGGUUACUUAGGUAGCCUUAAGCAGGAGUUCAUGAAGAAGAGGAAGAAAGGCAAGCUGCCUAAGGAAGCAAGGCAACAACUGCUCGACUGGUGGACCCGACAUUACAAAUGGCCAUACCCAUCGGAAUCCCAGAAACUGGCACUUGCUGAGUCUACAGGAUUGGACCAGAAGCAAAUAAACAACUGGUUUAUCAACCAAAGAAAAAGGCAUUGGAAGCCAUCCGAAGAUAUGCAGUUUGUGGUGAUGGAUGCUGCUCAUCCACAUAAUUACUAUAUGGACAAUGUUCUGGCUAACCAUUUCCCGAUGGAUAUGACACCAUCUCUCCUCUGAAUAUUGUGGAGUUAUCUACAUGGCCAAUUCCAACUUAAUUAAGAAAGUGAAAGUGAAAUUUCAAGAUUUGUGUAAUAUUGAGCUCUAAUAUUAUCAAGAAUGUUUUUUCAUAUUACUUGUAUGCAUGUAGUAGUAAUUGUGACAUGAUCAACACUUAAUGGUAUGGAAUUUAGAUUGUAAUUUUAUCUUUGA